This is a messenger RNA of Physcomitrium patens, 2770 nucleotides long. RefSeq names its product protein tesmin/TSO1-like CXC 5. The record is from RefSeq and is a predicted model, not a curated record. Gene Ontology annotation, cellular component: nucleus. Lineage: Eukaryota; Viridiplantae; Streptophyta; Bryopsida; Funariales; Funariaceae. Gene Ontology annotation, biological process: regulation of DNA-templated transcription.
UUGGGGUUGGCCUCGUUCGGGGCGAUGAUGAAGAAGAAGAAGCCUGCACCGAGCGAGCCAAUAUGAGCCUCUUCUCUUGUGCUCUCUCGUGAUUCCUACGUAUCCAGCCAAUUUCCCGCUGUUCUCGUCGCAGCCACGCGCUCUUUUUUCCUCUCGUUCAUGGCAGGGACCACGAUUCGGUCGAACAUUUUGGGAGUUUUGUCUCCGGUGCGGCGUGUCGGUGUAAGGGCGUGAAGGCGGGGAGGAAUUUCAUUUUAUUUUGUGAAUGGGAAUUCGGGGUAACUAGGUGUUGGGUUUGCUUAGGGUUUGUUGAUUUGGCCGAUAUGGGGUUGCGAGGAGAUUCAUGAGUAAGUUCUGGAGAGAGGGGCUUAGAAUUGUCCAAGUCGUUUUUUUUUUUUUUUUUUUUGGGUGCGCAAGUGUCGGUGGUUUUUGAGUGUUUUUUGAAACGUGGGUUGGUGUUGCUUCUGGGUAAUUUAGCUGGGGUGUGUGGUUUAAGGUUUUAGAGAAUGUGAUGUGGAGCUUGAUCACGAAAUUCAAUUGGGGUGCGAUGAGACCGAAGUGCACAGGGGAGAAUGUGAAGGAGUCGCGGUUGCAGGGUGUUGCAGCAAUCUGAAUUGUCACGAAAGAUGUAGGAAUAAUAGAUUUAGGAAGAGUAAGAAGGAUAUCGGUUUUGAAAAAAGGGGGGACGUGGGUCACCGCUGUUAGGAUUUUUGUGCAUUUAUGCGUAGGUGGAGGGUGAUCACAGCAUCUUCACCAAGGGUGAUACUCCAAAACUGACGGUCAUGGAUGUGUCUGAUACUCCUGUGAUAGAAGCUCCAACUGCAGCCCCAACUCAAGCUUCUACUACAACACCAGGGAGUGUGGCGCCAGGAAACCAGCCACCUGUUGUUACUGAAGCUGUUCCUCAGCAAGCGAAAAGCCAGCCGUUGAUAUAUACACCGGUGUCCCUGGGGCUCCCAAGGCAUGCUGUACGACCGAUGGACGUUGAUCCGUCACACGUAAUUAUGGCAGUUUCAACACCUCAAACCUCUCAAGUGGGAGAACAUCCCACAAGAAAAGCUGUACCGAGGCAGCUCGAUUUUACAACUAUGUAUGGAGACCCUGCUGGGCCACAAGAGAACUCUGUCCGCACACCCCAACCUUCUUUAAAGCACGGGUCUCCAAGACAACGUUCAAGGUCCUUCGAUUCAAAGGAUGGCACGCCGAAGAAGUGCAAGCAAUGUAAUUGCAAAAACUCUCGUUGCCUGAAACUGUACUGUGAAUGUUUUGCCUCAGGUACAUAUUGUGAAGGUUGCAACUGUGUCAACUGCUGCAACAAUGUAGAGAAUGAAACCGUGCGUCAGGAAGCGGUAGAAGCCACCUUAGAGCGAAAUCCUAAUGCAUUUCGACCUAAGAUAUUUAGCAGUCCUGGUAUGCGAGACUUGAGGGAGGAUGCUGGAGAGCAUCCAUUGGCGGGUAAACACAACAAAGGAUGUCAUUGCAAGAAAUCCGGGUGCCUCAAGAAGUAUUGCGAAUGCUUCCAAGCUAAUAUUCUAUGUUCUGACAAUUGCAAAUGUGUUGACUGCAAAAAUUUUGAUGGGAGUGAGGAGAGACGAGCUUUGUUUCAAGGAGACCACAAUAUGAGCUUGAAUUUUCUGCAGCCGUUGGGUGGCAAUGGAGUUUCACCUAAUGCGCCCGCAUAUUUGUCUCCCUCCCCUCUGCUGAAGAAGAGACGAACUCAUGAGCUAGUAUUUUCUGGACCUGGUUUGAAGGAGCAGGUUCCGCUUAAAAAGACAUCUUCUUUGCCAUUGCAGUUAACACCGGGGAUUACAACCGCUCCCUCUCUGAGCCUCGCACUGAGUUCUACAAUCGACUCCACACCUGCAAAUCAAGGAGUCUCACCGGCUGUUCCACCAGUCAAGCUAAUUCACAAGUCAUUACUGGCAGGCGUUGUACAGAUUGAUGCCAUCCAAGAAUUGUGCAAGCUUCUUGUAGUCGUUUCUUCUGAAGCUCAAAAGGAUUUUUUAGCUAAACAUUCGUUACCAGAUACAAGAAGGCUGAGAGUAAAUGGUGAGACUCGCGCUUCAUUGGAACCUUCACCGACGGCUACGAAAGUCGAUGAAAGGAACCAUGAACACAAAGCUGAGAAGUUAUCCAGUGACCGGGCAGCACCAGCCACGGGUCCUGACGAUGGAGACGCUGAUGGGCCACAAAGACCUACGUCUCCGGGAACUCUAGCAUUGAUGUGUGACGAGAAGGACCCGUUGUUUACUGCCCCUCCUUCUCCAAUAGGAGGCUUAGCAGCAGAAGACAUAGGCACUUGUGGUUCCUCGCAUGCAGCCCUUCUGCAUGCUGAGCAAGAGCAAGCAAUUCUUUUGGCAUACCGAGAUUGUUUAAGAAGAAUAAUUUCAGUAGGCAAUCGGCGAGCUAGUCAGUAUUCCAAUGAUAUUUCACACUCAGAAAUGUGUGUUGCGGCAUCAGUUCAGCGGAAUGAACAAGAAGGUGGAGCUCCUCGAUUCACUAGGCCUAUCAUAUCACCGGGUCAGUAUGGUUUGCUGAGUGCUCCAGGCACGAGCCCCUCAUGUACCUUUGGCUUGAAACCCUCCAAUUUAGGGUUGCCUUUGCAGUCACCUGGGGGACCGCCCACUAGAGUAUCUCAAUGAGUCUCCCGAAGAGUACGGGGCAAGUUUUUGCUUGCAAAAUUUAAAAUUAUUAUUGAUUUUUGGAAAACUGUUGUGCACAUAAGAAAUCGAUACACAAAAAGCUUCUUCGAUGCACCAAUUUCUCCGUA